Molecule: messenger RNA, 681 nt
Organism: Caenorhabditis sp. 36 PRJEB53466
Lineage: Eukaryota; Metazoa; Nematoda; Chromadorea; Rhabditida; Rhabditidae
Source: the annotation of a GenBank genome assembly
AUGUCUGCUGAAUUCAACUGGGAUAACGCUGACGUGAAGAAGAAGUGAGUUAUUUUCUGUUUCCCGCCAACUCGUAAUUCAUUUUUCCAGAUGGGACGCGUUCACCAAGUUCGGCGCGGCGACUGCCACUGAAAUGACCGGAAAGAACUUCGACAAGUGGCUUAAGGAUGCGGGGAUUCUCGAUAGCAAGACUAUCACCAGCACGAUGACCGGCAUCGCGUUCAGUAAGGUUACCGGGUAAAUUGGCCGAUUUGACCUGAAUGAAAGGUAUAAUUGUUUGAAUAGUUUAGCCCGAAAAAGAAGGCCACUUUUGACGAGACGAAGAAAGUGCUGACGUUUGUGGCGGAGGACCGUGCGAGACAAAGCAAGAAAACCGUCCAGGAUGAAUUGGACGCUAUCACCGACAAAUUGGCCAAAUUGGACGCGCCGAGUGUCGGAGGUGCGGCCAAGGCGAAUGCCGCGGGCGUCUACAGCCGUCUCACCGACCAUACCAAGUACACUGGGGCCCAUAAAGAGCGUUUCGACGCUGAGGGAAAAGGUAUGACCGAUCCGAGAGAGGCAUGCGAAACGGAUAUCAUUUCAGGAAAGGGAAAGGCUGGCCGUAAUGACGUCGCUGACAACAGUGGAUACGUCGGAGCUUACAAGAACAAGGACACCUACGACAAGGCGCAUGGAAAGUAA